AUGAACCUGGACGCGCUUUCUGACUACCAUAAGUACGGCAGCACAAAGACCGCCGUCGCCGUCGCCGUUGCCGUCAGCCCUACGCCCGUCAUCAACACCACAUGCGCCGCGCUCGCCCACAGCCCCAACUUCACGCUGCACGUCGAGUACGAGUUCUGCGUGGGCGCGCUCUCGGUCGACCCGGCGGCCUCGUCCGCCCCGGACGCCCGCGGGCUAGCGGCGGCCGCGGCGAGCCUCGCCGUCGCCAACAUGACGUCCACGGAGCACAUCAUCGCCGACCUCGUCCGAAACCUGGGCAGCUGUCUCGCCUACUACAAGGAGAUCAACGACAUGGUGCGGCGCGGGCUCGACGACCUCCGCGCCGGCCGCGCCGCCGACGCUUCCGAGAAGCUUUUGGAAGCGGCGCAGUCAGACGCUCCGUCCUUGUGCGACCUCAUCUUGAUAGAGGGAGACGCCAAGAGGAACCCCAUAGACCAGGAGAACCAGAACGCCUACUUCUUGUCCGUCAUGGCCUCCGAUAUUGCCCAGUUGAUGCUGGGUUCUCAUGCAUCAUCGUCUCCAAAAGAUCCUAGCUGAAUACGUACAUGAUGGCUCUUGUCUUCUUCCAGUUUUAGUAGUAAUUUGCUAGACCGUGUGGUGGCGUUGCCGCGCCUGUUUGUUUUAGGGCAUGUACAACGGGGGCAUCACCCUGGUACUGUCUCAGCUCUUAAAUUAAUCAAAAAGUAA
Aegilops tauschii subsp. strangulata is the source of this 726-nucleotide messenger RNA. NCBI's taxonomy places the organism in Eukaryota, Viridiplantae, Streptophyta, Magnoliopsida, Poales, Poaceae. The record is from RefSeq and is a predicted model, not a curated record.